AUGUCAUCAAAAAGUUUAGAAGCAUCAUCAUCAACAUAUUUACGGUUAAAAAAUGAACGUGGUCAUUGGAAUGGUCAAACACAUAAUCCUGCUAUUGACAAUUUUGAUGGUGAACGUCAUCAAGCUAUGAAUGAAUUACAAAAACAUCUAGGACAACCAAAUACAUCUGCUGAUGAAAUUCAACGUUUAAUGGGUACACCAACUAAAACUCUUGAUAAACCUGAUUUAGUUCUUGACCAUGAAUUUCGACGUAUGAAUGAUAAUUAUACAUAUCCAAGCGAUGCAAAAAUUUGGAUAUAUGAAUGGCGUGGUAAUCAUGAUUAUGUAUAUUUUGUUAUAUCAAAAGAUAAUAAAGUUAUACAAUCCGAUUGGUAUUUUGCAUACGAAUAA
This is a messenger RNA of Rotaria sp. Silwood1, 390 nucleotides long. Lineage: Eukaryota; Metazoa; Rotifera; Eurotatoria; Philodinida; Philodinidae. The record is from the annotation of a GenBank genome assembly.